GCCGGAAGUUGGUGUGCCGUGCCGCGGCUGACGUCCAGCCGUGCCGAAGCGCGCGGGGUGCUCCUGCAGGCAUGGAAGCACGGGAGCUGCUGCAGGAGCUGUGCGGCUCGCUGCGCGCGGUGCUGGCACGGGUCAGAGAGGGCGAACCGGGCGAAGGCCGUGAGCCGUUCGAGCCUCCGCGGUUCUGGGACGCGCUAGGUCAAGCAUUCAAGGCAACAUCACAGGAAGCUACAAAGCUUAGUCUAGCAUUCUCGAGGCCUCCGCUGCCUUCUGCAGAGAAUUGUCAAAAGCUGAGUGAAGAUGUCCAAAAUGCCAUUCUUGCAGUUGCCACAGUGUACUACUGGCUCCCCAAGGGCCAAGGUACUACACUUCGGAAGAUGGUACGAGAUGCUACCACUGAAGUAUUGGAGGGAAUGAUCCAGCUCACAGAAACAAUUCUUAUUUCUCCAUUGGGGAGCUCAUCUCAGGAGCAACUUAUAUCAACUGGUGGCGUGUGGGAGGCAUGUGAGCAAGUGUCCAGCCUGCCACGAGAUAACCAGGCAGCAGUUGUGUCAGCUCUGUCUGCAUUUCUAGGUGUGGUCAAGGAUGCUGUGGAAGAGAUGGAAAAUGCUCUGGUGGAAGAACGAGACCCCUACAGUGAUAUCAUAGAAGACGAGGAGCUCGGCUUUCGGGGUAACAGAGAUACCUAUUGGUCAGAAGCUGACCGGAAGUUGCUUGGCUCCUGCAUGGGAUUAAUGAAGGCUUCUAAAGCUUGCCUAAAGAAGGUCUUGAGUGUAGUGAAGGCUUAUGGGAAAGCUGACUCUCCAGAGCAGAUUGCUCAGCUGGAUGACCUUGCAGACAUUGCUAAUGAGAUCAGUCCAAGCGUUGAUGAGCUGGCACUGAGCAUGUACCCACCUAUGAACCAUCUGGCCGUGCGACUCAAUGCUGCUAAAUUGGCCUCAGUAUUAAAGAAAGUCUUAGAGAUUACAAAGACAAGCCAUGUAUGUCCACCAUCAGAAGAAGGCUGGGUGCAGUUUCUAACAGGUGCAGUAGAUCACAACAUGGACAAAAUCAAGAACUUCACACAGGGUGAACUUUAGCUCUUCUGUGUCCGCAUGUGUUACUGCCACUAGCUCUGAUAUGUGCUUUUCCAGUGAAUCUGGACAUUCUCCAGCUACAGGGAGAAUUAUGAGGACAGUGUUUUUAAGAGGGAACUUUACUGCUGCCUGGCAAAACUUGCCCAGAAAAUCCCUCUUUGCAGUUGCAGAAGAUGUCGUUUUGCUUGGACUCUUGGAUGGUGUAGUGCUUCAUUUUAAUGCUGUGAAUAUGUUCUGUUUCUCAGACAUUACAGCUACUGUGGGGUUCAGAGAACAAUAAAAUAUUGCUAGAUUUGUGUCGUUA
Messenger RNA from Centrocercus urophasianus (Greater sage-grouse), 1380 nucleotides. RefSeq names its product cyclin D1 binding protein 1 (gene CCNDBP1). Gene Ontology annotation, biological process: regulation of cell cycle. The coding region runs from base 72 to 1079 and encodes 335 amino acids. The record is from RefSeq and is a predicted model, not a curated record. The transcript is spliced from 11 exons. Lineage: Eukaryota; Metazoa; Chordata; Aves; Galliformes; Phasianidae. Gene Ontology annotation, cellular component: nucleus.